Molecule: messenger RNA, 3543 nt
Organism: Rana temporaria (common frog)
Lineage: Eukaryota; Metazoa; Chordata; Amphibia; Anura; Ranidae
Product: zinc finger protein 585A-like
Exons: 7
Coding region: 340-3297 (985 amino acids)
Source: RefSeq, a predicted model, not a curated record
CCCCACCCGCUGAUGUUGGAAGGCAAGGUCAUUCGCUAGCAGAGUGCGACAUCUAUCGGCAGCUCGGCCUCAUGACAGCCUGACCUGCCGUGUAUGAAAGAGGCGAUGUUUGCUGGUUGUUGUAGUGUCACAGUUUUCUUGUACUACCCACCCUGCGCGGUGUACAGGGCCACCUAAACUACAACUCCCAGAAACCCUCGCGCUUCCAUGAGCACCGGAUCUAGAAGGAGAAGAAAAUCCUCCCUCUAUGUCUGGAUAUGAUUAUAGAAUGGCUACAGGAGCAGAGAGUGAAACCUCCUCCAAUGCUAAUACACACAGAACAGUGGUAGACAGGCAGAAAUGAAUGAAAAGGUGGAAAAUGGCGAUCAUAAAACUGACCUGGGGAAAGAGAACUACAGUGGACAAAAGAAAUAUAUCUGUACUGAGUGCGGGAAAAGCUUCACCCGGAAGUCGUCUCUUAUUGUCCAUCAGAGAGUCCACACUGGGGAGAAACUCUUCAUGUGUACACAGUGUGGGAAGAGGUUCAGUCUCAAGUCUUCCAUGGUCAGACACCUGAGGAUCCACAUCCCGAAGGCCGGGAACUUCAUAUGUCCAGAUUGUGGCAAAUGCUUCCCUCGCUAUUCCAGCCUUUUCCAGCACCAGAAAGUCCAUAAAGGAGAUGGACACUAUAGAAACUGUGAGUACGGGAAGAGCUUUGUUCAAACAUCAGAACUUGUGGUCCAUCAGAAGAUACAUGGAAGAAAUGCCGUGGAUCAUGUCCCCACCCUCCACAGAGCAGAGGAAGAUAAUGUGUGCAAGAAAGGCUUUAGAAAGAGCAAUUCCCUUAUCAGACACCAGGGGAGACACAACGCCAAGCCUCUGUUGCCCGCUGUCAGCGUUUGUGGACUCCCAAAUGGCAGCUCUAUUGGCCAUAAGUCCGAUUCAGAUACAUCCUCUCGGUUGGUAAGGACUAAUGGUUGUGGUCAGUUAGAAGAUGAAUAUAAUCACACCGAGGGGACUAUGAACAGUAUAGAGAGACGCGUUGUGUGCGCCGAGUGCGGGAAAAGUUUCACCCGGAAGUCUUCCCUUAUUGUCCAUCAGAGAGUCCACACUGGGGAGAAACGCUUUGUGUGUGCGCAGUGCGGGAAGAGGUUCGGCCUCAAGUCUUCUAUGGUCAGACACCUGAGGACUCAUUCUCCAAAAAUCCUAAACAUUUGUCCUGACUGCGGCAAGUGCUUUAAUCGCUACGCAAGCUUAGUUCAGCACCAGAAAGUUCACAGGAGGCAAAAAUCAUUCCAGUGCGAGAAGAGCUUUUGUGGCGCAUCACACCAGAGGAAACGCACAGCCCUAACGACGUUCCUGGAGCCAGACUCUGAUGAUAGAGACCAAUCGACCAACAAUGAGGGCACUACAGAAGAGCCCCACAUGGACCCAUCAUGUGGCGAGAGUUUUCUGGAGCAAGGUAUGUUCCAAGAACACCAAGGUAAAUAUUUUAUUGACGCGGUAGGUGACACAAGAACUUUUUCCAGUGCGUGUGAAACUGGUGCGAGAGGUGAAGAAAGUAGGAAUGCCCAUCAUAAAGACGCAUGCAAUACCUCCCAGCUACAUUUGGUAGAAAAGCAUUCUAUGUAUAUUGGCAAUAAAGCACAAAAGUUGGUCAGGAGUGCUAAGGAACACUUUCUGUGUGCCGAGUGCGGGAAAAGCUUCACCCGGAAGUCGUCUCUUAUUGUCCAUCAGAGAGUCCACACUGGGGAGAAACUCUUCAUAUGUACACAGUGUGGGAAGAGGUUCAGUCUCAAGUCUUCCAUGGUCAGACACCUGAGGAUCCACAUCCCAAAGGCCGGGAACUUCAUAUGUCCAGAUUGUGGCAAAUGCUUCCCUCGCUAUUCCAGCCUUUUCCAGCACCAGAAAGUUCACAGACGAGUGAAACCCUAUGAGUGUUCUCAGUGUGAAAAGAGCUUCCGGCACACAUCGCAGCUUGUAGUGCACCUGAAAACACACAAGGCCCAGACAUUGAAUCUGAAAGCAGAAGACAAAAGAAACAACAAUUGUAUUAAUGGCGGUGCAGGGGAAUCCCAUGUGUGCUGGCAGUGUGGUCAACAGUUCUGGCAGCAGGAUCUGUUAUUGAGACAUCAGAUGGUACAUACAGCUAGUGACACGUCUUCCAACAAUCUGAUGAAUGCAGAAAAUAUUGACUUUCAAGGUUGUGACACCAAAGAUGACUUUUCAGAAGAAAGAAACUGUACACAUCUUAGCAGUUGUAAGACAAGAGAUAAUGGUUCUGGAAAGGCAUCGCAGGGUCUUGUUUUCAGUGGAGUGGAGAGCGCUGAAUGUACAAAAGCCACUAAAUCCAAUCCUGAUGGAAGAUCUAAUAGCAGGGAAAAGCCUUAUCACUGUAUUGAGUGUGGGAAAUACUUCACUCGGAAAUCAUCCCUUAUUGUACAUCAGAGAGUUCAUACAGGAGAGAAACUCUACAUGUGUACAGAGUGCAGGAGGAGCUUUUCCUUCAAGUCCUCUCUGGUCCGACACAUGAGGACCCACACUGGGAAACCCCCUAAUAUUUGCUCUCAAUGUGGCAUUUGUUUAGAUCGAUAUCAAGAUCUGUCAGUGCAUAUGGAAAUCCAUAAUGGUCAACUGCCCCUGAAUCCUGAUGAGGUCUUGAAGAUGGAGCCCGAUGAACAACAGUGGCUAGAAGAUAUACAGCGUUCAUCAGAUGCCGAUAAUACUGUUGCGCCAUUAAUGAAUGAGCUAGAAUCUGCUUUAUUAGACCGAGCUCAGAUGUCACGCGACAACCCGUGUCUAUUACCUGGGGCGCCUGUUAUUAACUGCGUGGCUUCAUCUUGUACCAAUGUAAAGGAGAUAACACAAGACGACUCUCCAAAUAUAAAGGAAGAAGAUCUAGAAAACCCAUGCACUGCUGGUGAGCACCUUGAGAAAUACACCAAUGGAGAAAUGACUGCAUGCCCCUACUCAGCUGGCUGGGGACUUGAAUUUGAUGUUUCUAAAGCAUUAAACAAAGAGAACUCUGAAAUGAUGGAGAACAUUGAAAGUUCUUUAGAGAAGACCACAUUAAAAAAUGCAGCUAAUAGCAGCUUAGGAGUCAGUACAUGGGUUCAUGGAUCAGACGAGGACAGCAGAGCUCAGUCUGGAGGAAAUCGCUUUCUGUGUGCCGAGUGCGGGAAAAGUUUCACCCGGAAGUCUUCUCUUAUUGUCCAUCAGAGAGUCCACACUGGGGAGAAAAGCUUUAUGUGCACAAAGUGUGGGAAGAUGUUUGGCCUCAAAUCUUCUAUGGUCAGACACAUGAGGACUCACUCUUGAGAGAUGUCAACUUGCCCUGAAUAUUGGGAAGCCUUUGGGAAGCAUUCCAUGUUUUUACAGCCCUAGACUUGUCAUAAGGGGACUAAUACAACUUCGUGCCACUUUGUUGAUCCAUUCUAAUGAAUUUUGUUACUCAUGCCAAGAAGCCAAAAAAAAAAGUCUGUAAAACUUUCACAUACUUCUAUCAGGUUUCUCAUGUAUAUGUGUAUUUAAUGUUAAUAUGUCAGAAAAUGUCUUGUUAAUGUG